Anopheles maculipalpis is the source of this 1053-nucleotide messenger RNA. RefSeq lists its product as uncharacterized. Lineage: Eukaryota; Metazoa; Arthropoda; Insecta; Diptera; Culicidae. The transcript has 2 exons. The coding region runs from base 1 to 1053 and encodes 350 amino acids. The record is from RefSeq and is a predicted model, not a curated record.
AUGAACGGGCUCGUGAAAGUUGUUGUAUUAGGCUCCGUGCUAGCCGCAGGAUUUUUAACGCAAGAGAUUUCCGGUGAGCCCAAUUUAUUUGGACUUGAAAUGGAACCCUCGCAACACGUCAUGCACAUCCGGAAGCUUUCCGAUAGUGAUAAGCUGAGGAUCGAACUGGAACCGGUAUGGUUUCAUCUAGAGUCAUCCGAGCAAAAUCCGCGCAGCGAAAGUCAGCAAGUCAAACGGCAAGCCGACAUGAAACGCCCCUACAAAAUGUAUUCCAACAAGGAGGAGCUAGCACGCCAUCAGCAGAAGAGGAGAGAUUCACGAUCGGAGCAUUCCGAUUUGAACGAUGAGACGAAUUCGUACCUAAAAGACUUCUGGCAUACAGAUCUGCCCAGUAAUUCAGCUUCAAGCGAGACGACGAAAGCAUCAAACUCACUAGAAGAACAGCUUGAAAACGUCAACUUGCCGAGCUGUUUUCGAAAAUAUUUGCACGAAAUGUACGAUCGCAACAGUGAAAGCGUCCGCAAGCUGAUGCGCUGUCUGACGGAACGGUCGGACGAGGGUUCUACCAAAGCUCGCCGUACACAGCGCGUUCGGCCACAGUAUUCCAACAGCCAGGAGGAUGAUUACUAUCGCAGCGAUCAGCGCGUACGAAGGAUGCCGCAACGUAAAGUGGUUCGGAAGCGAAAGUAUAACGACGAUGGAUCGCAGGAAGGCACGUCGGACGAGCAAUUAAAGUUCGAGCAACUGUUUAUCCGGUCGGACAGCGAUAGCGGUGGGCAGAUUUUUGAACCUUUCAACAAGGAAAGCGAUUCGGAAAGUGGUGCCAGUGAGGAUAGCUCUUCGACCGAUGACAGUCGGCGCGGUGAUACUAAACCACAGUCACAAGAGCCGGAGUCACACGAGUCGGAGGAAAGUUUGUAUACGCGCGACGGUCGAUUGCGUCCAGUCGCUUACAGACGGUUGCCGCAAAAGUAUAACACCGGCAGUCGACAGCAAUCGAAUUCUGACGAAUCGGAACGAGAUAGUAGUGGGGAGGAGAGUGAUGAAUCUUGA